Homalodisca vitripennis (glassy-winged sharpshooter) is the source of this 2173-nucleotide messenger RNA. Its product is annotated as DNA damage-binding protein 2-like. Gene Ontology annotation, molecular function: protein binding; damaged DNA binding. The record is from RefSeq and is a predicted model, not a curated record. Lineage: Eukaryota; Metazoa; Arthropoda; Insecta; Hemiptera; Cicadellidae. The transcript has 10 exons. The coding region runs from base 273 to 1583 and encodes 436 amino acids. Gene Ontology annotation, biological process: DNA repair; response to UV. Gene Ontology annotation, cellular component: nucleus; Cul4-RING E3 ubiquitin ligase complex.
GGAACGGGGAUUCUUUCCAGCUUAUGAUGUUAGUGUUACUGUUGUGUUGUUUGUUGUUAUUGUUAAUGGGAAAUUCUGGGCAUAUGAUUGAUUGACAGUGAAGUUGUUUUUGUUUCGUACUGUUAUACUCAAAUUUAAAAGGUAAAUACUCCGCUUAAACACCAUUGUCUUUUUAUGUGUUUGUUUAAAAACAAUAUUGUUUUUGUAUAUCUUAUCAUCUCAUUACGCAAUCAUCAAAUGUUCUGCUAAAAUCAGUCAAGCAUAUUAUAAAGAUGGGUAAUGAAAAAAGAAAAUUGAGAUCAAGCUCAUCCCAGAACUCAGAGGCCAAAAAAAGCAAAUUGUCAAAACAGAGUGAAGAAAAACAACCAAGUAAAAUUAAAACUGGUUUUAAGAAAACCAGAGUAAAUGGACCAAAACUAAUUCCAAUACAAGGUACCUCAAAGUGUUGUGUAGAGCAAGAUGACUGUACUAUCCUUAAAGGCACAGGAAGACCACGUGUAAACCAUAUUCAGUUUUUGAAUCAAUUCCAAAGAGGUUUUGGCAAGUUAUCAGUUUUAGAACAGAUUGCUGAGCAAAUUUACACCCGAGACUUGAGAUGGUUUACAAUCUCGACACAAGUAUCUACUCCAGACUUACGUGUGACAGCAAUGCAGUGGCACCCCCACAUCCCCAAUCUCUUGGUCUCCGGAGGCAAAGCUGGUACACUGCAGCUUUACGAUACCAAAGACCUAAGCUUACUAAACGAGCCGAAGAGAUUUAUUGGGAUAGGACCAGGUUGUACAAUUGAAGCCGUACGAUUCAACACUAAAAGUUGUGGAACAGAAGUGUGCACUGCUAGUGUGGAUGGGACUGUCAGCACAUACAACUUUGAUAAGGAUCUACGAAGUAUAAAAGUGGAGUCUGAGUGUUCCUUCAGUGUAUGGUUCUGCUCAGUGGAUGUGCACUCCGACGGCAAGGCAGUAUACGCUGGAGAUAACAAGGGCAAACUGGCCAUCCACUACCUGGAUAGUGGAAAGACCAGCUAUGACCUCUCGAUUCACAAGGCCAAAAUUAAACACCUUGAGUUACAUCCCAGGAACCCAAAUGUGCUGGUGACAGCAUCAUUGGACAAGAAUGUCAAACUGUGGGAUAUCCGCAAGAUAGAUGGUAAAAACAGUUACUUUGAAUGUCUCAAACACUUGUCUGCUGUAUCAUCAGCUGCCUUCAGCCGAAGUGAUGGCUGCAGACUGCUGACUACUGACCUGCAUGACCAGUUACGAGUGUACAGAGCUCCCAGUUGGGUGUUAGAACAUGAGAUAUCUCAUCCUCACCGCUGCUUCCAACAUAUGACUGGUAUCACGGCAAGCUGGCAUCCGGCUGCAGACUUGUUUGUAAUCGGUCGGUACCCAGACCCCAAGUUUGACAACUACGAUCCAGAAAUGCGCUGUGUAGAUAUCUUCUCAGCAUCGACGGGUAAAGUGUGCUACGAACUGAUGGACUCCAGUAAACUGAUCACUAGUCUCACUCACUUCAAUUCUACUGGCUCCACGUUAGCUACAAGCUCAGGAAGAAAAAUAAAUCUUUGGCAGUACGGAAAAACGUAAGGAUGUAAACUAACGUAUGGCAUCUCAUAUUCUAUGAGUGUGGGAUGAAAGGAAAGAGAGUACAAAAAAGCCACAAAUCACAAAUGAAUGAAAUUCAUAAUGGGUAGAAAGAUCUUCUGCAACUGUUCUUCAAAGUUUAAAAUUGUAUAGAAAAUAUAUUUGUAUUGUAUUGUAUAUUAGUUUUAGGAUUUCUGGUUAAGUUUAAAAUGGUUUAUGUAAUCCUGACAAAAGCAGCUAAUUUAAUAAAUUUCAUCUAACAAUAGGAAGUGUAAAUAAAGAAUACGUUGUAUAUGUAAUGGUACAAACUAAACCGAAAUUUAUCUGUGCUCUACCAUAGUUUCAUAGUAAACUCUUAAUUAUCUGCUAUUGACCAGCGUGGAUACUACGGAUAAGGGAAUUUUCAUAGAUAAUACAUAAGAUUGUCAAUAGUAAGAGAAAAAUAAUAACCAACAGUGGCUACAUGCAUAAACUGUCUCAGUUUGUGUUUUUAUACAGGGUGUAACAAAAAGGUUGGGCAGGCUAUGCAUUUUCAGAUUUUAUGUUUGAUUCUAAGCUAAAAAUUAAGAAUAAGUUUCUUCCAAUUUUUGACU